Molecule: messenger RNA, 3966 nt
Organism: Coffea eugenioides
Lineage: Eukaryota; Viridiplantae; Streptophyta; Magnoliopsida; Gentianales; Rubiaceae
Exons: 1
Coding region: 1-3966 (1321 amino acids)
Molecular function (GO): RNA-DNA hybrid ribonuclease activity; nucleic acid binding
Source: RefSeq, a predicted model, not a curated record
AUGGAGGUGGUACGUCGAUCACUGGGAUUUGAUAAGGUUUGGGGUGCACUAAAUAACAAGGUCUGGGUUUUCUGGUUUAAUGAGAUGGCAGUGAGCUUCAGGGAACUGGCCGAACAACUUCUUCAUAUGCACAUUGUUUUCUCUUCGGGCUGUUCGGUUCAUUUUUCGGCAAUUUAUGCCCGAUGUUCCAGGGUGGGGCGCCGCGAGUUGUGGGCAGCAAUGGAAGGUUUGUCGGGUGAUGUAUGUGGCCCAUGGUUAUUGGCAGGGGAUUUUAAUGUUAUUUCCAGUUUGGAAGAGCGAGUGGGGGGGUCCCCGGCGAAUCAAAGAAAUAUGGAGGAAUUUAAUGAGUCGAUUGGAAUUUGUGGGUUAGCGGAGGUGCCUUUCGAUGGUGCUGCUUUUACAUGGACGAAUGGGAGGGUGUGGCAACGAUUGGAUAGGGCAUUGAUGAAUCGGGAGUGGGCUGACGGGUAUGAUCUAUCGCAUGUCUCACAUUUGGCCAGGGGCCGUUCGGAUCACGCUCCUUUGCUGAUAUGCUGUCGGAAUGGAAGUCCUCCCAAACGCUCAUUUAAGUUCCUGAAUGUUUGGCGGGGCCAGCCUGGGUUUAAGGAGGUGGUCAAGCGAUGUUGGGAGAAGUCGGUGGAGGGAGAGGGGAUGCCGAAGUUCUAUAAUAAAUUGAGAGAGGUGAAGGGUGGUCUACAGGUCUGGAAUGCCCAGGUUUUUGGAAAUAUCUUCAACAAUGUAAAGCAAGCUGAGGCCAUGAUGAAACAGCGAGAAGAGGAUUUUGACACAGGCCAAGAUCCUGCGUCCAGGGCUUCACUGGAGGAGGCCAAGGCGGUUUAUGCACGGGCCUUGGCUGUGGAAUGUGAGUAUUGGAGACAGAAGGCGGGUAUCAAAUGGUUACAGGUGGGGGAUGCUAAUACGGCAUAUUUCCACUCGCGUUAUAGGCAGCGACGGAAUUGCAAUUUUGUGGCUCGCAUUAAGGAUGCGACAGGAGCAUGGUUGGAGGAUGAACAAGACAUUCGGAGGUCAGCAGUGGAGUUCGUGUCCUCCUUGUUUACUUCUGAGCAGAAUGGGGGGCAACCUCCAACGAUUCCCUUCACGCUACCACAGCUUUCGGAAGAGGAUAAUGGGAUGCUUUCUGCGCUCCCUGAGCUGGCAGAAUUGCGAGAGGUGGUUUUUGGUUUGGAGGCUGAUAGUGCACCGGGGCCUGAUGGAUUUGGAGCAGGUUUUUACCAGGAUUGCUGGGAGUGUAUUAAGAUGGAUUUGCUAGAGGCGCUGAAGGCAUUUUUCCAAGGUAUGGGGUUACCUAGGAGUUUUACUAGCACAUCUAUUGUUCUCUUGCCUAAGAUCGCAGGUGCCAUGUGCUGGAAGGAUUUCCGGCCAAUUAGUCUUUGCAACACUUGCUCCAAAAUUAUUUCAAAAUUGGUUGCUCGUCGGUUGGGGAGAGUACUCCCGACAUUAGUUUCACCGUGGCAAACGGGCUUUGUUUCGGGACGGGGGAUAACGGAUAACAUUCUACUCACCCAGGAGUUGGUGAUGGAUUUAGAUAGGCGAUUGCGUCAUCCGAACAUCAUGCUAAAAUUGGAUAUGGAGAAGGCUUAUGACAGGGUCGAGUGGCCAUUUCUGUUGUUUAUGCUGAGGCAAUUUGGCUUUCAGGAACGGGUGGUAGAUAUUUUCUAUAGGUUGGUGUCCAAUAAUUGGUUUUCGGUCUUGGUUAAUGGUGAGCCUGCUGGUUUUUUCAAGUCGUCCCGGGGUGUUCGGCAGGGGGACCCGGUGUCGCCUGGGCUGUUCGUGUUAGUGACCGAAUUUUUGGGUCGUGGCCUGCACCAUUUGUUGGACUGUCGGCCGGGAAGGUUCUUUGUCUCGGCCGGGACUCAGGUUCCUUAUCUGGCUUUCGCGGAUGACAUGCUUGUUUUUACCCGAUGUUCCGAAGAAUGUCUGAGUGCAGUCAAGGUUUUUCUAGAGGGGUACCAACAGGUAUCAGGCCAACGGGUGAAUGUCAAUAAGAGUGCCUUUUUCUUGGCGGUGGGAGCCACUAUGGGGCAGGAGCAGAUGGUAGCGAGGGUCCUGGGCUUUCAUAGGGCUUGUUUCCCUUUUACGUAUUUGGGUGCCCCUAUUUAUAAAGGGCGCCGGCUAAGUUCGCUGUUUGAUGGUCUUGUGGCUAAAAUGAGGGACCUUCUUGGGCACUGGAGUACUAAGAUGCUAUCUUUUGGGGGUAAGCGGGUUUUAGCUCGGCAUGUUCUUUCUUCGCUGCCGAUGUAUUUGCUUCAGGUGUUGAGCCCUCCUAAGGCGGUGAUCACACGUUUGGGCAUCAUUUGUAACUCCUUUUUGUGGGAUUGUAGAGGGGAGAAGCGUCUCCAUUGGGCCGCAUGGGAAAAGCUGUGUUUCCCUACUGAUGAAGGGGGUCUGGGUUUUAGGUCGUUUAAGGACAUGGCUCGGGCUUUUGCAGCUAAGCUAUGGUGGCGUUUUCGAAGUGGAGACUCCAUUUGGGCGGAAUUCAUGCAUGCAAAAUACAGUAAUGGAUGUCAUCCUUUGGCGGCCUCGUCUGUCCGGCCUUCCCAUACUUGGAGACGUCUUGAGGCGAUUAGGAGUUUGGUGGAGCCCAACAUUAGGUGGUGUGUAGGGGAAGGUCUGGUGGAUUUUUGGAAGGAUAGAUGGGCUUUGAAUGAGCCUUUGGAAGAUGUGGUGGAUGGAGCAGAGCAGCCGCAUUUUCUGGUUUCGGAGUUUUUGACGAAUGAGGGCUGGGAUGAGGUUCGUCUUGGCCAAUGGCUUCCGGAUUCGGUUAUCAGUGUAAUCAAGGACGUUCCAUUUGAUGUUUCUCAGAAGGAUAGAUUGGUUUGGUUGCCUUCUACAUCGGGGUUGUUUACGGUGAAAUCGGCUUGGGAGGUGCUACGGCAAUGGAGGUGUCCUUCCUUGGUCGACUCACUCCUUUGGCAGCCAGCUUUGCCGGCCAAGAUGUCGUUCUUAGCGUGGCGUUUGGUGCGGAGUUUUAUCCCUUUGGAUGUGGUGUUGAGGUCACGGGGACUGGUGGUUCCUUCCAGGUGUGGGUGUUGCUUUGCGGAGGAGGAGGCUCUCUUGCAUGUGUUUGUUUCAGGGCCGAUUGCAUCGGAGGUAUGGAAGAGAAUGUCUAGCCGGUUUGGGUUUCAGUUGAGCAACUGCACAAGCAUGGCCGCGGUGUUUAUCGCAUGGUUUCUGACGUCUGAGGCUUUGUUGAAAACCCAUAUUAGGGUGCUCAUUCCAAUUGUGGUGUGCUGGCUUCUCUGGCUGGCAAGAAACCAGGAGCGUUUUCAAGGAGGGCGUUGGGAGGUCAACAGGAUUAUUCGCGAGGUGGAUAGUUUUAUGGAACAGUUGGGGAGGGCAAAUAAGCUUUGUCGGUCCCAGUUCUCAGGUGAUGCCGAUUGUGAGUUGCUUCGGUGGGUCAGAGGGUCUCCGAGGCGACAUUCCCCAUGUGCGAUUGCCUGGGAAAGGCCGCCCUUUGGGGAGUUUAAGUUUAAUUCGGACGCCAGUGUGCUUCAAGGGAGGGCCACGGGGGGUGGGUUGCUGCGUGACUAUCAGGGGAAGUUGGUUUUUGCCUUCUAUAAGGAGUUCGGGGAUCAGGGGGUGUUAGAGGCAGAGUGUAUGGCAUUACUCUGUGGGUUGCAGUUGUGUCUACAACGGGGAGUGUAUCCUUCAUUGAUUGAGGUUGAUUCCAAGGCCUUGGUGCAGUUGGUUGUCUCUGGGGCGAUUGCGAAGUGGCCUCUUUGUAACAGUUUAAGGAAGGUGAGAGGUCUGCUGGAGGUUUUUUCGGCUGCCAUUUCAUAUGUAUAUCGGGAGGCCAACGUACCCGCAGAUAGGCUUGCAGCGGUUGGGUUAAGUGGCUCUCAGGUUUAUGAGCAGGGACGCCAGUUGCCGGCGGUUGUUCGGUCUGCCAUUUUACUGGAUUCACGGGGAGUGCCAGGGGUAAGGUGGUUAGCGGAGGAUGGCUAG